Messenger RNA from Triticum dicoccoides, 1180 nucleotides. RefSeq lists its product as uncharacterized. Bases 155 to 835 code for a protein of 226 amino acids. Gene Ontology annotation, cellular component: trans-Golgi network; endosome. The record is from RefSeq and is a predicted model, not a curated record. The transcript is spliced from 4 exons. NCBI's taxonomy places the organism in Eukaryota, Viridiplantae, Streptophyta, Magnoliopsida, Poales, Poaceae.
CGCCUUCGAAAUGACAUGGCAACCCACGUGAGGCAGUGACAGUUCGCCGGCUCCGUCUCGAGAGAAAAGGUGAAGUCUCCGCCGCCGAUCCCUCGCCGGCAGUCCGGCAGUCGGGGCGCCACCAGCUCACCACGGGCCUGCGCGCCGCCCGCCCAUGGCGAACCCGAGGAGGGCCAUCGCGCUGCAAAUCAACACCCAGACCCCGCCAUUCCCCGCCGCCGCCGCCGCGCCCUCGUCCUCCUCGCUGCCCUCGUCGCUCCUCCACUUCCUGAAGCGCCCGGCGUCCUUCCCCUUCCUGCUCUCCCUCUUCGUCCUCCUCACCUGGAUCUCCCUCCACUUCCACCAACCCACCCCCUCCGCCUCCCUUCAGCGUCCCACCGUCGUCCACGACCCUCAGGCCAACCUCGUCCGCUACCCCGCCGCCCUCCAUCCCACCCCCAUCGCCGCCGACGAACGCGGAUGGCUACUCGACCCUGUCGCCGCAGCCCGCGAGGCCGGCCUCCCUGAUGGGGCGUUGGUCUGUCUUUCGCUACACGUAGGACUGAUCCAGCCAGGUGGUUUGCGUGGCAACCAUCGUCACCAUACAUGCAAUGAAACAUUUGUCAUCUGGGGCGCAAAAACAAAAUUCAGGUUAGAAAAUCCUGAUGUAAAAGAUAAAGGAUACGGAGAAGCCAUAAUUGCUGCCGACGAGGUUGCCAUCGUCGCAAGUGCAAGAUCAACUGCACACGCAUUGAUCAAUAUGGAUGUGCGACCGACCUUCUUCUUGGGAUGUCAAGAUACACCAAUAAACCCCAACAGUUCAAAUACUGACUACAAGGUCUGGAAAGAUCUCUGACGUUCACAUUGCUUCAGAAUUCACCUCGGUGAGGAUUUUAAGCAUACGUCUGCCGAGGUGCUGAGCUGUUAACUGACAGAUCACAGAUGCCUCUUUAUAUUGACAAGUUGCUGAGCUGUGUGCUGUUGAGUACUCCCUCCGUCUGAAAAUACUUGUCAUCAAAAUGGAUAAAAGGAGACGUACCUAGAACUAAAAUACGUCUAGAUGCAUCCUCUUUUAUCCAUUUCGAUGACAAGUAUUUCCGGACGGAGGGAGUAGUAAUUUGCAGAGGCUGUUUCAUGCCUCCUUGUAUUGCCGAAUUGCAAAAUCAGAAAUACCUCUUUGUGCGGACGAAUUGCAAAAUCA